AAAAAUGCCGUCCCCGAAACCCCUGGCGACCGCCGCUGGCAUGCUCCAAAACCGCCUGAGCACCACCCUCCGUACACGAGGCGGUGGCGGCGAUGGCCCGAGCCGGUGGGCCACAGCCGGCCACCAAGAACGCCCCAACGGUUAUUUUUUGAACCGGACACCUCCACCGCCGGGUCAGUCGAGGAAGUGGGAGGACUGGGAACUUCCAUGCUACAUUACCAGCUUCCUCACUAUCGUCAUCCUCGGCGUUGGGCUCAACGCCAAGCCCGAUCUCACCAUCGAGACGUGGGCACACCAGAAAGCCCUCGAACGCCUCGAAUCGGCCCAACAGAUGGCGACCCUUUCUGAUGAUUCCGAGUGAUUUACCAAUUUUGGUAAGAUUAAUUUGGAUAUCGAAUUAGAAUGAUCUGUUGAUAUUAUGGUGUUUUUUAGGUGUACUUGGGAGAAUAAGGGUUCUUAAUUGUUGAAUUGGGCACUUCACUUCUUUGUUUACAAGGACGAUUAAUUAUUGGAAAGUUGACUGUUCCUUUUCCGUUGUUGCAAUUACAAUGUAUCAAACUUCGAGAGAAAUUUCUGAUUUUCUUAACUGAGUUAUGUGUUUCCGUGUUGAUCACCAGUUUCUACCUUCUAGAUUGAUUAGAAAAUUAUUCAAUUGGAUGCGUUUGGAUGCUAAUAGGUUCACCACUGAGGUAUGAUAGUUUUCAGAAGUUAGGUCCCACAUUAUAUCGAUAUAUGCUGUAUUUGACUUUAUUGUUGCAUAGUCGGAAUUAUGUGCUGUCAAAUGUGUUCGAUCCCCUGCUGAAGCUUAUAACUUGGAGUGCUGUGUUUGUCUUGUUUCCUUUCUUUCUUUCUUUCUUUCUUUUUUUUCUUUCAAUUGAACAAUAGC
Ilex paraguariensis (yerba mate) is the source of this 886-nucleotide messenger RNA. The record is from the annotation of a GenBank genome assembly. Lineage: Eukaryota; Viridiplantae; Streptophyta; Magnoliopsida; Aquifoliales; Aquifoliaceae.